GGGGAGGGGCCCCGGCCAUCUGGGACCCGUCGGGGUGUCGCUGCCAGCGGCCAUGGCCACCCCUGGGCGUCCCCUCGCCGGCCUCUUCCUCCUCUCCCUCCUCUCCCUCCACCGCUGGCCCCCGGCGACCUCCCAGUGCCACCGGGCGCGAGGGGCCGCCUGCUCGGCCCCGCCGGCCCCCGGCCCCCAACUCCUGGGCACGGGCUUGGACGUCACCACCUUGGAAGCCACCGGCGGCCAGGUCCUGCUGGUGGGGGCCACCGACCCCCCCGGGGACUCGGGGGCCACCUGCCUGCUCUGCCGGGACCUGUUGGCCGGGGGCCGAGUCCGUCGGCUACCGGCCGGCGUCGGGGGGUGGCGUUCGGGCCGACGUUGCCGUCAGGGGACGACGGUGGCCACCGGCAGCCGGGCGGUGGGGGAGGUGGUGGCCGGGAGGGAGGAGGUGGCCCGGGGGUGGCGGGUGGGGCUGGGGGGAGGGGUGGGGCCGGGCAAGGAGGGGAGGGUGGCGGUGGCCGGGUCCCACUCGCGGGCGGCCGAGUUCGGGCUGCGGCGGCAGCGGGAGGAUCGUUACGCCUUCGCCAGCCUCCAGCUGCGCUGCGUCCUCUACUGGACCUGGGUCUCCCCCGCCGCCCGCCCCUCCCCCCACUUCUUGCGGGCCGUGCGGGCCCUGCCCCCCACCUUCAGCCGGGACACGGCGGCCGACUACGAGGAGCUGCUGGCCACCUACGGCACCCACUACAUCCGGGGGGCCCAACUCGGGGGCCGGCUGCGGGCCGUCACCGCCAUCCGCUCCUGCCGGGCCGCCAUGGCCGGCGCCAGCGCCCAAGAGGUGGCCGAUUGUUUGGGGGUGGAAGUGACGGCCGGCGGCGGGGGGCUUCGGGCCGGCCUCAUGGCGGCCGCUUGCCGCCGGGCCCGGGGAGGCAACCAAGGCAACGUCAGCUUCAACGAAGCCUACAGCGAGCGGCUGGUGGAGGUGGAAGGAGGCGACCAACAUGGCGACCUACUCUACGGCAGGCCCGAGGCCUACUCAAGAUGGCUGCAGAGCCUGCCGGCCAUCCCGGGGCUAGUGGCGGCCGACGUCCGUCCCCUCCACACCCUCCUGCCCCGCGACGAGCCCCGUCGGAAGGCGCUGAGGGCGGCCGUCGGCCAUUACGUGGCCUGGCGGGCUUUGAGGCUCAACUGCAGCCGGGUUUGCCCCGGCGGCCAUCUUGUCGGCCCUUGCCAGUGCGGUUGCCCGGCCGACGCCGCCAUCACCCCCGACUGCUGCUCGCGGCAACGGGGGACGGGGCGGCUGACGGUGACGGUGUGGGGCGGGCGGGGGUGGCGGGGGGACCACUUCUCCAUGACGGACGCUUACGUACGGGUGACGGCCGGGGCUCAAAGCGCCCGGACGGCCACGGCCUGGAACCAAGACCGACCCCGUUGGGGGGCUCGUUUGGAUAUGGGGCGGGUGGCCCUGCCCCCCGGCGCCCGCCUGAGGUUGGAGGUGUGGGACGAGGACAACGGGUGGGACGACGACCUGCUGGGGGUCUGCGAGGUGGGGCUGGAAGCCACGGCGGCUACCGAGGGAGACGGGGAAAAGGCCGGCCUCUGCUUCCCCGGGGGCGGCCGCUUGGAAUUCGGCUACCGCCUGACCUGCGGCCGAGCCCUGGGGGGGUCCCUUUGCCACGAUUACGUCCCCCAACCCCCCGAGGGAGACGGGGGGCUCUACCGGUUCUCCCGUUGGCCACCCGGCCCCACGGACGGCCCCGUAGAGUGGCCCGAGGAAGAAGAAGAGGAGGAGGAGGAAGAGGAGGAAGAGGAAGAUCUCCGAGCCAACCCGGAGGUUCCCGUGGCCAACGGUUCCCCCGCGGAAGCCCCCGAGAUGGAGGUGGAUUUCGGGGAGGAGGAGGGGAACCCCCUGGGAGAGGCCACCGAGGCCUUCGGGCACCUGCCGGAGCCUUUGGGUGACCUGGGGGACGGGCCGCUGAGGGUGCGGCCACCGGCCGGCUUCAAGAAGGUCCCUCCGGGCCACCGAGAGCCAUCGUUGGGCCUCAAGGAGGUUCCUCGGGGCCACCAAGAUCCACCGUUGGGCUUCAAGGAAGGUUCUCCAGAGCUGGAUCCAUCCUCCGGCUUCAUGGAAGGUCCUCCAGGCCACCAAGAUCCAUCGUUGGGCCUCAAGGAGGUUCCUCGGGGCCACCAAGAUCCACCGUUGGGCUUCAAGGAAGGUUCUCCAGAGCAGGAUCCAUCCUCCGGCUUCAUGGAAGGUCCUCCAGGCCACCAAGAUCCACCGUUGGGCUUCAAGGAGGUCCCUCGGGGCCACCAAGAUCCACCGUUGGGCUUCAAGGAGGUUCCUCGGGGCCACCAAGAUCCACCGUUGGGCUUCAAGGAGGUUCCUCGGGGCCACCAAGAUCCAUCGUUGGGCUUCAAGGAGGUUCCUCGGGGCCACCAAGAUCCAUCGUUGGGCUUCAAGGAGGUUCCUCGGGGCCACCAAGAUCCAUCGUUGGGCCUCAAGGAGGUUCCUCGGGGCCACCAAGAUCCACCGUUGGGCUUCAAGGAAGGUUCUCCAGAGCUGGAUCCAUCCUCCGGCUUCAUGGAAGGUCCUCCAGGCCACCAAGAUCCACCGUUGGGCUUCAAGGAGGUCCCUCGGGGCCACCAAGAUCCACCGUUGGGCUUCAAGGAGGUUCCUCGGGGCCACCAAGAUCCAUCGUUGGGCCUCAAGGAGGUUCCUCGGGGCCACCAAGAUCCAUCGUUGGGCCUCAAGGAGGUUCCUCGGGGCCACCAAGAUCCACCGUUGGGCUUCAAGGAAGGUUCUCCAGAGCUGGAUCCAUCCUCCGGCUUCAUGGAAGGUCCUCCAGGCCACCAAGAUCCACCGUUGGGCUUCAAGGAGGCUCCUCGGGGCCACCAAGAUCCACCGUUGGGCUUCAAGGAGGUUCCUCGGGGCCACCAAGAUCCACCGUUGGGCUUCAAGGAGGUUCCUCGGGGCCACCAAGAUCCAUCGUUGGGCUUCAAGGAGGUUCCUCGUGGCCACCAAGAUCCAUCGUUGGGCUUCAAGGAGGUUCCUCGGGGCCACCAAGAUCCAUCGUUGGGCCUCAAGGAGGUUCCUCGGGGCCACCAAGAUCCAUCGUUGGGCUUCAAGGAGGUCCCUCGGGGCCACCAAGAUCCAUCGUUGGGCUUCAAGGAGGUCCCUCGGGGCCACCAAGAUCCACCGUUGGGCUUCAAGGAGGUUCCUCGGGGCCACCAAGAUCCACCAUUGGGCUUCAAGGAGGUUCCUCGGGGCCACCAAGAUCCAUCGUUGGGCUUCAAGGAGGUUCCUCGGGGCCACCAAGAUCCAUCGUUGGGCCUCAAGGAGGUUCCUCGGGGCCACCAAGAUCCACCGUUGGGCUUCAAGGAAGGUUCUCCAGAGCUGGAUCCAUCCUCCGGCUUCAUGGAAGGUCCUCCAGGCCACCAAGAUCCACCGUUGGGCUUCAAGGAGGUUCCUCGGGGCCACCAAGAUCCAUUGUUGGGCCUCAAGGAGGUUCCUCGGGGCCACCAAGAUCCACCGUUGGGCUUCAAGGAGGUUCCUCGGGGCCACCAAGAUCCAUCGUUGGGCUUCAAGGAGGUUCCUCGGGGCCACCAAGAUCCACCGUUGGGCCCCCAGAAGGUCCCUCCGGGGCCGGCCCCACUCCCAGGCCGUGGGGAGGGACCCCCAGCCCCAUAA
Molecule: messenger RNA, 3679 nt
Organism: Chroicocephalus ridibundus (black-headed gull)
Lineage: Eukaryota; Metazoa; Chordata; Aves; Charadriiformes; Laridae
Gene: PRF1
Product: perforin 1
Exons: 3
Coding region: 53-3679 (1208 amino acids)
Biological process (GO): T cell mediated cytotoxicity; defense response to virus; immunological synapse formation
Cellular component (GO): membrane
Molecular function (GO): wide pore channel activity
Source: RefSeq, a predicted model, not a curated record